GGACGAGUUGCCACCGGGCUGGUGUGUUCACUGUUGGACUCGGCCUACGUGCUUUCUACUCUCUAAUUACUUCGCUUUUCAAAACGGCGUCCGCUGGUGGGAUCGUCUCGCGACGUCCGGAGACUGCAACAAGGUCUUCGGCGAUGGAUAAUCCUCCAAACGCCAAUAUACAUACAAUAGUAAAGGCUCAAAUCGUCUUCCUUCUUUCAACCCUCACAGAAGACAAUUUCGACCGCAAUCAGCUUGAAAUCCGUUCGCUUUCUGAGCAGCACGGGCUCGACACAUACCUCCAUUUUAUUCGUCGUCUGAUUGUUCAUUCCCAAGGCAGACUAGCAUCUUCAGCGCCUCCAUCGGCUUUUGAUACUUCCACUGCAUUGACUUUCCGACUCCUCGUUCAAGAAACUCAAAGACUCGCGCGUGACCCUUUCCUCGCCGACCGUUUUCGUGAGGGCAUAGACAAGGGCGAAGGGGACGCAUUCAGGCACUUUGAUCUCCUGCGAUUCGUUGAUCGGGUUGCUUUACGUCCUUUGGAGAGACUUGUCCUGACCUCGGCCAUCGUCUCUUCGCCCACGAGGAAAGAAUUUGCCGCUCAAGCAAUGACUCUUAUACGACACGACUUUGAAAUUGCAGUACUUGCACUUUGCCAGCACCCCUCGUUCGACCAUGCCGACCUUUCUCCUCAGCAAGUCGCGAAACUCAUGUCAAAUCUUCUUUCCGAGUCCGUUGCUGAGACCCCCAUCUUGGACCCCACGCAGCGUCAAGCGCUUAUUGCUGCUGCGCAGGCAAAGUAUGGGCCCGAAAUUGUCGCUCCUAUCGUGCAACGCAUUUUCCCAACGUUGAGCUUGCCUCCUGGGACUUCCCUGGUUCAGACGCUGAUUCAGUUGGGUCCUGACAUUACAAGUGAUCCGGACACUGUUUGCGCUCUGCUUCAGCGCUUUGGCAUUUCGGACGCUAAUCCUCCUCGAGACGCUCAAUUGGUGGAGAUCAUGUCCAAUUUGGCUCGAUUGGCCGCGGAGGGUACAACUCUAUGUGAUGUCGGAGCUUUGGUGAGGGCGUUGAGCAGCUUCCACACUACUUUGAAUUGGGCGAAUGUUAUUAAGGCAUUCGAUCUACCCGACCGUCAUGGGGUGGAUACUGCUACCUUAAAGCUUCUGAUCGCCAUUCUGCUUAACUGCCCACGCGACGCCGAUCCUCACGCUGUGAUUGGUUUCUGGGGGACAUGGUCCAACUCAUUAUAUCAACUGAAACUUCUUGAUGCGUUGCUCUCGCUACCUGCGGAUACUUUCAAUUUUGUGUCUUUGCCAGGCAGGAGGAUCGUUACAGUGGACGACGUCGCAGUUGCGAGUCCCACAAUCAAGUCCCUAGCAGCCAACGUACAGAGUCACACUUGGAAUUCGUUGGAUGUCUUCGAGGUUCUCGUACGACUCGCGGACUCGGACAUCAACGAAAUUCGCUCAUGUGUCAGGGAUAUGCUCGACAAGGCACUCAAGAUCAGCGCUGAACUCGUGCAAAUGGGCCUACUGCAAGUUCCAGAUGCGAACUGGAACGAGAUUCGCGUGGAAUACUCUCGGAAACUUCUGGCCAUGUUCCUUGCUGGACACCCCAAUCACCAGUUGGUCUUCAUGCGUCUGUGGCAGAUCGAACCGACCUAUCUGACCGAUGCAUUCCGCGACUUCUAUGAGGAAAAUCCUCUCAAUAUCUCGAGGAUCCUGGACGUAGCUCAGGACCUCAAGAUUCUGGAGAGCUUGCUGGAUGUUCGCCCCUUCACAUUUGCCCUGGAUGUCGCCUCGCUAGCAUCGCGCCGAGAGUACCUGAACCUUGACAAGUGGUUGGCCGAUCACGUAUCCCAACACGGAGCCGAGUUCUUACGCGCCAUGGUUGCAUUUUUGGAAGUCAAGAUGGAGAGCGAGAAGGUGGCAAGGAUGUCGGAUCCUGCCGUCGAUAGCCGCACGCUGUCCCUAAAUCCCAACACCAUCACCAUUUUCCUUCGCAUUCUCCGUAAUAAUUCUGCUAAAAUGCCUCGGGAUGACAUUGACUACUGCCUCGAAGUUCGCAACUCCUGUUUGCAGGUUCACCCUCGUCUCAUGAGUCUCAUCCCUGGCAACGAGAUCGAUCCUGGAUUAACAGUCGUCAAUUACUCAGCGGAGAUUGAGAGUGAGGUCGACGCCAUUUACAAGCACAUGUAUGAUGAACAGACAUCUAUCGAUGAAGUCAUCGCCCUUCUCCAACGCAGCAAAAUUUCGUCUGAUACUCGUGACCACGAUAUUUUCUCCUGCAUGCUUCACUUCCUCUUCGACGAAUACAAGUUCUUCCAAUCAUACUACCCCGCUCGCGAGCUUGCCAUGACCGGAUAUCUAUUUGGCUCCAUCAUUCAUCAUGAUCUCGUAGACUCAGUUCCUCUUGGAAUUGCCAUCCGUUACGUUGUCGACGCCCUCAACUGUCCCCCCGACACCAAUCUUUUUAAGUUUGGUCUCCAAGCCCUCUCUCGCUUUGAAUCCCGCCUUGCUGAAUGGCAGCCUCUGUGUCAGGCUCUUCUCAGAAUCCCCCAUCUUAUGGAGGUUCGGCCCGAUCUGGCAGCUGUCAUUCACCGUGCUAUCGCUGUAGGUGGCGACGGAUCACGCAGUAACGCUGAUAUGCGCGGAAUCUCUGCUGGUCUUACGGCUGACCCUGCGCCUGUGUUUACCUCCAUCCACCCCGACAAGUUUGAUGCCGAGAUUGUCGAGCCCCCGGAGGAGAUAUCUGACAAAAUUCUGUUCAUUGUGAACAACCUCGCGCCCAGCAACUUCGACGCCAAGUUAUCGGAGAUGAAGGAGCAAUUUGAUGAUGCCUUUUCAAGGUGGUUCGCUAAUUAUCUGGUAGACCAACGUAUCAGCAGCGAGCCGAACAACCACCAGUUGUAUCUGCGUUUCCUCGAUGCGCUUGACAAACGGAUUUUGUCGAAGUACAUCCUGCAGGAGACUUUUGCCAAAGCAGCGACGGUUUUGAACAGCGAGAAGACGAUGCAAAUCGCCUCGGAGCGUUUGGUCCUAAAGAACAUUGCGUCGUGGCUUGGAACUAUCACGCUUGCUCGUGACAAGCCGAUCCGUCACAAGAACCUGGCCUUCAAGGACCUUCUCCUGGAGGGCUUUGACCAUGGGCGCCUUAUUGUCGCCAUUCCAUUCGUUUGCAAAACUCUUGAGCCUUGCUCUAAAUCCAAGGUCUUCAAGCCGCCCAACCCUUGGCUGAUGGCGGUCAUAACUCUACUUGCCGAAUUCUACCACUACGGUGAAAUCAAGUUGAACUUGAAGUUUGAGAUCGAGAUGCUGUGCAAGGGCCUCGAUAUCGACCUCGCCGCCAUCGAGAUUAUGAAUGUUGUGCGCCACAGGGCCACUGCUGGCGAUACAGGACCUGCCAUUCCCGAAUAUGUCACCGACAUUGACUCCAUGCCGAUGAACGGGUUUGAUCCUACUCAUAUGCAGGGUGAAACCCAGGUCAUGCCGAUUGGCCCUACACCUGCAGCUGAGCCUCAACGUGCUGUUGGGGCACAUAUUGAAUCAAUUCUCUCGAGCUUGGCCACGAGCGUUGUGGUCAGCGCGCAGCUUGCACCUUACAAUGGUAACCACUCCUUCAAGCGUGCAGUGCAACUUGCUGUCGACCGUGCUGUCCGGGAGAUCAUUGUUCCAGUUGUUGAGAGGUCUGUGACGAUCGCUGGCAUCUCGACUCGUGAGCUGGUCGCCAAGGACUUCGCGACGGAGUCUAGUGAGGAGAAGUUACGCAAGGCUGGCCACCUGAUGGCACAGAAGCUUGCCGGGAGUCUCGCACUGGUCACCUGUAAGGAACCUUUGAAGAGCAAUCUCGGAGGUCACUUGCGUUCUUCUCUGGUGGACCAUGGAUUCAACGAUCAAACGAUAUCGGAGCAAGUCCUGGCCAUUCUCGUGCAAGACAAUGUGGACGUUGCCUGUGCAGCGAUUGAAAAAGCUGCUAUGGAGCGAGCAGUGACAGAUGUGGAUGAGGGUUUUGCCGCGUCAUACGAGGCUCGUCGUCGCUACCGCGAGCAUCGCAGCGGGCAGGCAUUUUGGGAUCCUGCAGCUCCGCCCUCAAACUUCUCUGCUAGUCUUCCAGAUCCUCUGCGCAUCAAGCCGACAGGACUGCAACCCCAUCAAGCGGCGGUUUAUGAGGAUUUCGCCUUGGACUCGAAGCGUGGUGCACCAAUGAGUCGGCCAAGUUCGACGGUGUCGUAUUCACGUAAUGAACAUCUGAAUCCAGCUCUUUAUGCUGCUUCGCCCGCCCCAGAGCCAGCUAUCGCAUCCCACUCCUCAAUGUCCCACCAGGAAGCAAUGGAACGCUUUACUACGAUCCUGAGAGACCUGGAGAGCCUGAUCAUUCAGUUGCCCAUCCAAUCACUGGCUGCCCUUCCUCCCAAUCACGAUCUUCGUCACCUUGUUCGGCAGAUCCUGUUUGUCGCAGCGAAUUCCAUCGACCACAACCGCACGCCCCUCCAUAUGUCUCAGAAGAUUGUUCAGCUCCUGUACAAGACAAGUUCUCAGCUUGGCAGAGAGAUUUACGUUGCCUUGUUGGAACAGUUGUGCCGCUCGUUUGAAGAUGUUGCUAAAGAGGCUAUUACAUGGCUGCUCUAUGCGGAGGAUGAGCGCAAACUUAACAUUCCUGUCACUGUGACUCUGCUACGCAGCGGACUUGUCAGCACUUCGCUUCAGGAUCAACAGCUCGCGAAGAAUUUGUUUACUGAUCCUCGCCCCAGUUUGCAAAACUUCGCAGCAGGUCUCAUUCGCGAAUGUCUAUCAAGUGAUCCCCCGGUUGCUUCCCAGAGUCAAUUGACAUUCUCUAUUGACGUUCUUGGACAGUUGUCACACGCUGGCGAUGCCAAUGAAGAGGUGAACCGCCUCCUUGAUGACCUUCGAGUCGUUCGCAGAACCACGACGUUGCCGGCAGAUGGCAUGGUGGUCCGUCAGCCAUCGGUCAAGCCAGAAACCGAGCAGCUCAGGGAAAAGUUGUUCAGCUGGUUCCAGCAAUGGGUUUCCAUCUUCCAGAGGUCUCACUCUCCGGAGAAAGCUUUCGUUCCAUUCAUCUCCCAGCUCACGAAGCAGGGAAUUUUGAAGGUCGAGGACAUUUCUUCAUUCUUCUUCCGCGUGUGUGCGGAGGCAGGUGUGAACAGCUAUAUCAAAUGCAUGGCAAACGGAGAGUUCGACUACGCUUUCCAAGCUCUCGAUGCGAUGUCGCGACUGAUUGUCUAUAUCAUCAAGUAUCAUGGCGACGCUUCCGGGAUCGACAACGACCAGGCGAAGGUUCAUUACCUCACCAAGAUUUUGUCGAUUUUCGUUCUUGUUCUGGCGAACAUGCACGAAGAACAAGGCGUUCUCUUCCAACAGAAGCCAUUCUUCAGAUUCUUCUCCAGUCUCAUCAGCGACCUGCACUCCAUCGCAGAACAUCUAGGCUCGGCUUAUUUCCAAUUGCUGAUCGCCAUCAGCGACACAUUCAGUUCUUUGCAACCCACCUACUUCCCUGGGUUCGCGUUCUCUUGGCUUUGUCUUGUUUCGCACCGACUCUUCAUGCCGAAACUGCUGCUAUCCGAAAACCGCGAGGGUUGGUCCGCGUUCCACAAGCUCCUUCUCUCCCUCUUCAAGUUUCUAGCUCCAUUCUUGAAAGAAGCUGAUCUUCAACUCGCAUCUCGUGACCUGUACCGCGGCUCCCUUCGACUCCUCCUCGUCCUUCUUCAUGAUUUCCCGGAGUUCCUUAGCGAAUACUACUUUAGUCUCUGUGAUGUCAUCCCUCCGCGUUGCAUCCAGCUUCGCAACAUCAUCCUCAGCGCAUUCCCCAUGUCUAUUAUCCUUCCUGACCCUCAUCUACGCAACAUCAAAUUUGACUCAAUUCCUGAAAUGGGACCGAUACCACCCAUUCUAUCAGACUUUGCUUCAGGUCUCAAAAGCGCUGACCUCCGCAACAACCUCGAUCAAUACCUCCUUAAUCGUGGUACCCCUUCAUUCCUUACAAUACUCAAAGACCGCUUGAGGCUGCCCGGCGUGCCAGAGGGUUUGACCGAGUCGUACAACCUGUCACUGAUAAAUUCCCUUGUCAUGUACAUUGGAGUAUCGUCAGUUGCUCAGGCCAAGGCAAGGAGUGGCUCCUCUGUAUUUGUCGCUAGCGACCCUGGCGUCGUUGCUCUACAGUAUCUAGCUGCUAAUUUAGAUGUUGAAGGACAACACCACCUCUUGAGCUCCAUGGUCCUCCAUCUGCGAUAUCCAAACGCCCAUACCCACUGGUUCAGCUCUUUGCUUCUCCACCUCUUUAUGGAGGUGAAGGACGAUCGCUUCCGUGAAGUGAUGACUCGAGUCCUUCUGGAGCGCUUCAUCGUACAUCGUCCUCACCCCUGGGGUGCUCUGGUCACCUUCAUUGAGCUGCUCCGCAAUUUGAAGUACGAGUUCUGGAACAAGGAGUUCAUUCGUGUCGCACCCGAAGUCACCAUGUUGCUUGAGAGCGUCGCGAGGUCCAUCUAUCAGCCAUAGACUCGUUCUGU
This is a messenger RNA of Suillus clintonianus, 6511 nucleotides long. RefSeq names its product Not1-domain-containing protein. Gene Ontology annotation, biological process: nuclear-transcribed mRNA catabolic process, deadenylation-dependent decay. Gene Ontology annotation, molecular function: molecular adaptor activity. Gene Ontology annotation, cellular component: CCR4-NOT core complex; P-body. The record is from RefSeq and is a predicted model, not a curated record. The transcript has 18 exons. Bases 144 to 6500 code for a protein of 2118 amino acids. NCBI's taxonomy places the organism in Eukaryota, Fungi, Basidiomycota, Agaricomycetes, Boletales, Suillaceae.